UUUUGUUUACAUUAGUUCUCAUUUCAUUCGAUUAUAUUACAUUCCAUCAUAUUAAUUUCAACAUUUCUUGUUAUUAUUCGACUGGAAAAUGUCCAAAACAGCUUUGGUACUAGUUGCAUCGGGAUCAGAGGAGAUGGAAUUUGUUAUUGCUACAGAUAUAUUAUCAAGAGCAGGGAUUUUGGUUACAACGGCUGGCGUACCAGAUGGGUCUCUUUUGCAGUGUGGUAGAGGGGUGCGAGUAAAACCUGACAUAGGAAUUUGUGAAGCUAAGUUGAAAGGACCAUUCGAUAUCAUUGUUCUUCCUGGAGGUUUACAGGGUUCUCUAGCUUUUGGUGGAUCUACAGAUGUUGGUGAAAUGCUCAAAGAACAGGAAAAAUGUGGAGGGUGGAUUGCUGCAAUAUGUGCCGGUAAGGUCAUAGUCAACAGAUUUUGA
This is a messenger RNA of Leptinotarsa decemlineata (Colorado potato beetle), 433 nucleotides long. RefSeq names its product protein dj-1beta. Gene Ontology annotation, cellular component: cytoplasm; mitochondrion; nucleus. The record is from RefSeq and is a predicted model, not a curated record. Gene Ontology annotation, biological process: response to oxidative stress; glyoxal metabolic process; glycolate biosynthetic process. Lineage: Eukaryota; Metazoa; Arthropoda; Insecta; Coleoptera; Chrysomelidae.